AUGCUGCCACCAGAACAGCGCACACUCAUCCUCGAUCUUGGCGACGUCCUAUUCCAUUGGUCGACCCGCAACCUGACUGCUCUUUCACCUCAAAACUUCCAUUCAGUUGUCCUGUCACCAACAUGGGCCGAAUUGGAGCGUGGUCACAUAGACGAGACUGAAGCUCUUGAAAUUAUUGGCGAGGAAUUAUCUCUUGAACCGGCAACAAUACGCGAAGCAUUCAAGCAGUGUCGCAAAACACUACGUGUCGACCAUGAUCUGCUCAAAAAGCUCAAAGAGCUCAAAGUGGAGAUGAACAAAAGCCUCAAGAUUUACGCAAUGAGCAACAUCGCUAGAGACGACUUCACACGCCUCCAAGCCGUGUUGUCUGACUGGAGUCUGUUCGACGGCGUUUACACGUCUUAUGAGGCCGGUAUGACGAAGUUUGAGCUCGGUUUCUUCAAGCAUGUCCUCAAAAGUAUCGGAUGUAGCGACCCAGCAUCUGCAAUCUUCGUCGAUGAUAAGCAUGGGCAGGUCAAUACGGCUCGCUCUUUCGGCAUCCAAGGUAUCGUCUUUGAGUCUGGAGAUAAGCUCAUGCGUCAACUGCGCAACCAACUAUUCGACCCCGUCAAACGAGCUCGUCAGUACAUGGCCAACAAUGCCGGAAAACAUAUAUCUCGUAUCGAGAACGGCCCUGAUCUUCAUGAAUUCUUCUCCCAGUUCAUCAUUCAUUAUGAGCUAGCCGAUGAAAGUUUUCUCAGCCUUUCGCCAUCCAAUGCUGAGCCUGAUGAGGUUGAAGCCACCAUUGGCCAAGCUCGCAAAGAGGCUAAGAUGUGGAACUACUUCAACGGCCCUCCCAUUGGUACGACGAAGACAUACCCUGAUGAUGUCGACACUACUGCAAAUGCUUUGCUUGCAUUCUCACCACCUUCUUCUUCGGCUGACCCCGUACUGGAUCGCAUGCUUCAGAAUAGACAUGCGCAAGAUGGGGUCGCCUUGAUAUAUCUCUGCGACAAGCGGCCUCGUUUAGAUCCUGUCGUCCUCAUUAACGUCAUCCGCGUCUUCUACAAGUACAACCGUGGAGCAGAUGUCAAGCCCGAGCUCGACUACGUUCGUCGCAUCCUUUUAAACUCUGGCUACAUUGACGGAACAGACGUGUAUCUGUCUGCUGAUAUCUUCUUAUACUUCUUGUCUUGUCUUAUAGAAGCAAAUGAUACCGCGCCCGAAAUUCGGUCUCUCGGAACUACUGGCGAGCGAUUCAAGUACCCUGAUGACGAAUGUCUAACAGCGUACACCAAGGCUUUGGAGAAAGGUAAAAUGCUGCAUACACAGGCUCAUUCUGACCAGCCCAGCAUUCCCCAGAGCGAAUUCAAAUCGGUCUCCGACCUUGAAGAGUGGGGCUAUGUUCUAGAUGUUAAAACCGACACCCGGAUAGGGAUUAUGUGUUCGGCGCAACAUGUGCUCGAAACUGCCAGGAACGGUGAGACCUACCUGGCCACCGACGCCUGGUUCCUCAAUAAUAUAUAUCUUGAUGAUGGCAUGAUCGAAUCGGCGGCUAACUACGCGCCUCACGCGUUGGCAUCGGGUUUGGUGAAAUCCGUAGACCAGCCGGCGCACGCAACAGUACCUACGCUGUUGCCCAAACUAUGCCACUGGAGCGACGUGGCAUACCUCACAUGGCUGCAUGUUACAAGCAAAGAGCUGCCGAAGCCUGUGUUACGGACCAUCUCUCACUACGGGGACAGUGUUGCGUCUGAAAUGGUAGUGCAGCAUGUAACAGCUGGAGUACAGCCGCGCAAAUCUGGGCCUUAUCUCGAAUACGAGUUUGAUGCAGACUCAGAUGAAGGCUUAGCGAUACUUGGGACGCCUGAAGGAGCUGGUACCGCCUACCUACUGGUACAACAUAGGGAGGGGUUGGGUCGUCGGGUUGUCGACAAGAUUGUUGCUUCUGAUUUCGCGGAUCCAGAAUCUAGGCACUUGCAAAUUCUGUUUCACAUCAAAGAGGCGGAGAAGGUAGAUGGACACGGGAUUUAG
Messenger RNA from Alternaria triticimaculans, 2013 nucleotides. RefSeq lists its product as uncharacterized. The transcript is spliced from 3 exons. The record is from RefSeq and is a predicted model, not a curated record. Lineage: Eukaryota; Fungi; Ascomycota; Dothideomycetes; Pleosporales; Pleosporaceae. The coding region runs from base 1 to 2013 and encodes 670 amino acids.